AGCUCACUCAACUCUCAAUUCACAGUUGGCGCUGAGCACUGUUCUCAUCUUCUUCCAUCUUUACACAUUGUUCUUCUAUACCAUACUCUUUCUCAUUGACUAUGGGUCUCAAAUUCUUCGGCCGCAGUAACACUGCUCGCCAGUCCUCAGUUGACAGCACAGGUCGCAGACCUUCUGCAGUCGAAGCAAUGAACAACGCUCGUGGACGUCAGUCUGUCAACGAUCACGCUGUUACAGGCGCGGGAGAAAUUACCACACGCCAGUCUAUCAUCCCAGUCGCUCUUGUGACAGUUCUCUUCUUCAUGUGGGGUUUUGCAUAUGGAUUGCUAGAUGUCCUCAACAAGCACUUCCAGGAGACACUUCACAUUUCAGCCGCUCAAGCGGCAGGAUUACAAGGUGCUUACUUCGGUGCCUACUUCAUCGGACCCCUCACCUACUCUGGAUGGAUCGUUCGCAAGUUCGGAUACAGGUGGACAUUCAUCACCGGUCUCACCAUCUAUGGCAUUGGAGCUCUUCUUUUCUGGCCUAGUGGAGUGAAGCGUGCUUUUGGCGGCUUCUGCGGCGCUAUGUUCGUUGUCGGUUCCGGACUUUCGACUCUUGAGACCAGUGCCAAUCCCUUCAUUGCUACUUGUGGUCCACCAAAGUACAGCGAGCUUCGAUUGAACUUGGCCCAGAGUUUCCAGGCUAUCGGCUCGGUCGUCGCACCCAUCCUCGCGUCCUUCGUCAUCUUCAAGAACGUCCAUGGCGAGGACAGCAACUCUCUCCAGUCGGUACAAUGGGUCUAUCUCGGCAUCGCCUGCUUCGUCUUCCUCCUUGCCGUUGUCUUCUUCUUCGCCCCUAUCCCCGAGGUCACCGACGCAGAUAUUGCCUUGCAGUCUGAGCAAACCGCAGUCGAGACUGGAUUCGUCGACAAGCCCCUUCACAAGCAGUACACCUUGUUCUGGGGUACCGCCGCUCAGUUCUGCUACGUCGGUGCGCAAGUUGCCAUCGCUGGAUACUUCAUCCACUACGUCGUCGAGGCCAAGCCCUCAUUGUCCUCUGCUGACGGUGCCAACCUCCUCGCUGUUGCUCAAGGUCUUUUCGCAAUCGGUCGUUUCGUCGCAUCCUUCUGCAUGAAGUGGAUCAAGCCCCGUCUUAUCCUCCUUGCCUUCAUGACCGGCAUCAUGAUCUUCAUCUCCGCAGCCAUCGGCACCCACGGCAACGCCGCCAUCGCCAUGCUCUCCAUGGUCCUCUUCUUCGAAUCCUGUAUCUUCCCCACCAUCUUCACACUCUCCCUCCGUGGUCUCGGCCGUCACACCAAGCGCGGUGCCUCCUUCAUCGUCGCAUCCGUGUCCGGCGGUGCCGUCUUCCCCGUCAUGCUCGGUGCCGUCGCCGACGCGAAGAACACCCGCAUCGCAAUGUGCGUCCCGCUCGGAGGUUUCAUCAUCGCCUACAGCUUUCCCAUCUACCUCAACCUGUUCAAGGCGAAGGAGCUCGAUGCCUUCACCGAGGUGCGCACGGGUAUCGACGCGCCUGUCGCAUCGGACAAGGUGGUCGAUCUGUUCAAUGAGAAGGACCUGGAGUCCGGCAAGGGCCAGGUUGUCAAGGCUGAAGAGGUCCAGGCUAACAAGGUGUAAGGAGUGGCCUAGAUUGCCUGCAGGUUUUCCCCUGUGGCUGGUUUUCUGCAAACUUGAUUCCCCCCCUUCUAUGUAUAUAUGAUAUCAACACACCUUAGACUUAUAUCCCAUGCGACGUUUAUGAUAGAGUUUCAAUGGCAUGAAUAAUUAC
This is a messenger RNA of Aaosphaeria arxii CBS 175.79, 1767 nucleotides long. Its product is annotated as putative L-fucose-proton symporter. Lineage: Eukaryota; Fungi; Ascomycota; Dothideomycetes; Pleosporales. Gene Ontology annotation, molecular function: transmembrane transporter activity. The record is from RefSeq and is a predicted model, not a curated record. The coding region runs from base 102 to 1616 and encodes 504 amino acids. The transcript has 4 exons. Gene Ontology annotation, biological process: transmembrane transport.